AUGUCCAAGGACGGGCACACGGUUGCGGUGCUUUUGCAGCAGGUCACCCCUCGUCUGCAUCAAAUUAAGCAGGACUUGCAUCUGCUGCAUUUCAAGCUGGAGCAAGAUCCGACCUUUAGCUGGGAGAAUGCACUGACUUCUUUCUCCUCUAUCCAAAAGCAAUUGCAAGCCUUGUUGGUCAAUCUCAAGGUCAACGACCUUACUAACCAGCAAAGGCAGCUUCAUGAUGUCGUUGUUCUUCCCUUCUCUUUGAGCCAUGAACGCGACGAACACCUGCAUUCAAUGACACAAGGCAGCAUUGACGCCUUUACCCACCUUCAGCGUGAGUGCUGCAUCCCCCUCCAACAGCAACAGCAACAGCAACAGCAACAGCAACAGCAACAGCAACAGCAACAACAAAAUAUAUCAGGGAUGCGUCUGCUGCUCCGAACGAGGUUGACACCCGAGGCUGAGGCUUGGCUCAGGGAGACUGAUGACAGCGUACCCGAUAAGGAUGCCUUUGAAAGCGCUCUGAACGAACUGGAUGAGCUCUCGCUCGCCACGCAGCGUGCCCUCCUGCAGUUGGACCGGCGCAAAGACAUCCUGGCGGCUGGUAAGACAGAGGCCUCAACCUUGGUCUCUCUAGCCCGGGUACCUGUAGAGGAUCCCGCGAUCGAUUUGCUACAAAGUAUCAAUCUGUAA
This is a messenger RNA of Monosiga brevicollis MX1, 681 nucleotides long. RefSeq lists its product as uncharacterized. Gene Ontology annotation, cellular component: core mediator complex; mediator complex. Gene Ontology annotation, biological process: regulation of transcription by RNA polymerase II. Gene Ontology annotation, molecular function: transcription coregulator activity; RNA polymerase II cis-regulatory region sequence-specific DNA binding. The transcript has 6 exons. The record is from RefSeq and is a predicted model, not a curated record. The coding region runs from base 1 to 681 and encodes 226 amino acids. NCBI's taxonomy places the organism in Eukaryota, Choanoflagellata, Craspedida, Salpingoecidae.